Bacillus rossius redtenbacheri is the source of this 2335-nucleotide messenger RNA. RefSeq lists its product as uncharacterized. Gene Ontology annotation, biological process: cilium organization. The record is from RefSeq and is a predicted model, not a curated record. NCBI's taxonomy places the organism in Eukaryota, Metazoa, Arthropoda, Insecta, Phasmatodea, Bacillidae. The transcript has 2 exons. The coding region runs from base 234 to 650 and encodes 138 amino acids.
UUUGUGCUUCUUCUUGCGACUUGUAUUGUGUUUCAUUUGUAAACAAUGCAAGUUGCAAGGCUAUUCCGAAUGAUUCUAAACGAACAUAUUGUUCUGGGUUCUGUUUAUUAAUUCACGGUUUCUUGGCAACCCGCUACCAUUUUAUUGUUUCGCACUUUGUCGAUGUGGGAUUCCGUUCUAUAGCUCGUUGGUUCGGUUGGUUCUAUACUAGCCUUUCUCUGUGGCCCAUAUGUAUGUAUUUAUUAAUGAAGAUAAUGGACCCGUGGCUUUUGUCUUCUUCUAAUAAUGCGUUUGGUGCAGAAGUUGCCAUGAAUUUCGAAGAUAAUUUUGAACUAAGAAAUACAUUACCGGAAUCUGUUGAAUAUUUGGCGUCGUUAGAGCGCAAGUUGGCAGCCCUGAAGGGUCGGAAGAGCAGGCAGGACCUGGUGCACUCGCUGUCGGAGAGACACCGCUCCUGCAUGGAGCAGCUGCUGGGAUCAAGCACGGAGCUACAGCACGAGGAACACGGCACGCUGGAGCAGCACAGUGUCUGCGCACUGCUGCGCCGCAUCGCGCCUGAACGACAGGCCGUGUACUUCGACGAGCUCGUCCAGCUGCUCAAGGCCGACUCGUUGGCCCAGACCGUGGAAGACCGGCGCGACGCACAGUAGUCGACAGUUGUGCCUAGAGCGAGGACCGCAGUCUAUUGGAGCAGCCUGCGCAUCCCUGUGCUAUCGCGCUCGUGCUUUACCAGGUGCUCAGGGUCUACUUGUUGGCCCAGACCGUGGAAGACCGGCGCGACGCACAGUAGUCGACAGUUGUGCCUAGAGCGAGGACCACAGUCUGUUGAAGCAGCCUGCGCAUCCCUGUGCUAUCGCGCUCGUGCUUUACCAGCUGCUCAAGGUCUACUUGUUGGCCCAGACCGUGGAAGACCGGCGCGACGCACAGUAGUCGACAGUUGUGCCUAGAGCGAGGACCACAGUCUGUUGAAGCAGCCUGCGCACUGCUGUGCUAUCGCGCUCGUGCUUUACCAGCUGCUCAAGGUCUACUUGUUGGCCCAGACCGUGGAAGACCGGCGCGACGCACAGUAGUCGACAGUUGUGCCUAGAGCGAGGAUCACAGUCUGUUGAAGCAGCCUGCGCAUCCCUGUGCUAUCGCGCUCGUGCUUUACCAGCUGCUCAAGGUCUACUUGUUGGCCCAGACCGUGGAAGACCGGCGCGACACACAGUAGUCGACAGUUGUGCCUAGAGCGAGGACCACAGUCUAUUGGAGCAGCCUGCGCACUGCUGUGCUAUCGCGCUCGUGCUUUACCAGCUGCUCAAGGUCUACUUGUUGGCCCAAACCGUGGAAGACCGGCGCGACACACAGUAGUCGACAGUUGUGCCUAGAGCGAGGACCACAGUCUAUUGGAGCAGCCUGCGCACUGCUGUGCUAUCGCGCUCGUGCUUUACCAGCUGCUCAAGGUCUACUUGUUGGCCCAGACCGUGGAAGACCGGCGCGACGCACAGUAGUCGACAGUUGUGCCUAGAGCGAGGAUCACAGUCUGUUGAAGCAGCCUGCGCAUCCCUGUGCUAUCGCGCUCGUGCUUUACCAGCUGCUCAAGGUCUACUUGUUGGCCCAGACCGUGGAAGACCGGCGCGACGCACAGUAGUCGACAGUUGUGCCUAGAGCGAGGACCACAGUCUAUUGGAGCAGCCUGCGCACUGCUGUGCUAUCGCGCUCGUGCUUUACCAGCUGCUCAAGGUCUACUUGUUGGCCCAGACCGUGGAAGACCGGCGCGACGCACAGUAGUCGACAGUUGUGCCUAGAGGGAGGACCACAGUCUGUUGAAGCAGCCUGCGCACUGCUGUGCUAUCGCGCUCGUGCUUUACCAGCUGCUCAAGGUCUACUUGUUGGCCCAGACCGUGGAAGACCGGCGCGACGCACAGUAGUCGACAGUUGUGCCUAGAGCGAGGAUCACAGUCUGUUGAAGCAGCCUGCGCAUCCCUGUGCUAUCGCGCUCGUGCUUUAUCAGCUGCUCAAGGUCUACUUGUUGGCCCAGACCGUGGAAGACCGGCGCGACGCACAGUAGUCGACAGUUGUGCGUUCAGAGUUUUGGCAUGUCACUCAACUACGCAAUAGUAGAGAAAGUGCAGAUAAGUUUUCCUUCACUAAAAUUAAGUUUUUUAGUCAACACUGUGUGAAACAUACAAGAAACUUAUAUAAUUUAACAUAUAAAUAAAUAAAUAAAUAAAUAAAACUGCAACAGUUCGGCAGCUGGCAGCCUGAAAUUAUAUCUAUACAGUGUUAACUAUUUUGUUUAUGUAAUAUUGUUGUAUUUAAAAUGAAUGUUAAUUUAAAUUACCUUAGAAGUUAA